Molecule: messenger RNA, 1192 nt
Organism: Amaranthus tricolor (Joseph's coat)
Lineage: Eukaryota; Viridiplantae; Streptophyta; Magnoliopsida; Caryophyllales; Amaranthaceae
Product: ubiquitin-conjugating enzyme E2 36
Exons: 8
Coding region: 354-815 (153 amino acids)
Biological process (GO): protein K63-linked ubiquitination; DNA damage tolerance
Cellular component (GO): nucleus
Molecular function (GO): ubiquitin conjugating enzyme activity
Source: RefSeq, a predicted model, not a curated record
CCCCUUGUUACCCCUGUUAGUAAUAACGGACCAUUAUUGCGUUUUAACUCCAUUUUAAUAACCGCCCACUGUAAGCAAUAACAAACAUUAUCAUAUCAUAUGUUUGAACUAAAAAACACUUAUUUUGGAAAAUAAAAUUUUAUCAAACUUAUUUUGCGAUAUUUUUUAGACAAAAAUAAAGCUUAUUUUGUUCAUAUUUUCACCUAGGAGCAACUUAUAGCUUGUGGAACAUAAAGCCCUCCACCAGACUCUAUUUCUGCUCUCUCCUUUCCAAAUCUUCAUUCCUUCGUUCUCUCUCUUUCCCCGAUCUAGCAGACAGCAGUAGCACACCCCACCCUUUUCUGCUCUCAAAAAUGGCGAACAGCAAUCUUCCUCGAAGGAUUAUCAAGGAAACACAACGUCUGCUUAGCGAGCCAGCUCCUGGAAUUAGCGCUUCUCCCUCAGAAGAGAAUAUGCGCUACUUCAAUGUUAUGAUUCUUGGUCCUACUCAAUCUCCUUAUGAAGGGGGGGUCUUCAAGUUGGAGUUGUUUCUUCCAGAAGAGUAUCCAAUGGCACCUCCAAAGGUCCGCUUCUUGACUAAGAUAUAUCAUCCGAAUAUUGAUAAGCUUGGAAGGAUAUGCUUAGACAUCCUUAAAGAUAAAUGGAGUCCAGCCCUGCAGAUCCGAACAGUACUACUGAGUAUCCAGGCUCUUUUGAGUGCUCCCAACCCAGAUGAUCCACUUUCGGAGAACGUUGCAAAGCACUGGAAGAGUAAUGAAGCUGAAGCAGUGGAAACAGCAAAGGAAUGGACGCGCUUAUAUGCGACAGGUGCUUGACAAAGAGCAUAUACAACAAUUGCAUUUCUGCAUUGUACCUUAAAACCAAAUUACAGUUGCUAGUUUCUUUAUGGAAAUGAAAAGAGUCAUGUUUUGACAAUUCAUCUCAUGACUUGAAGGCCUCCAAUUGCUGGUUGUAGAUGAUUUUCAUAACAAAACUGAUUCAGUUAUGUACUGUAUUCUGAAUUUGUAAUGCUUAUUAUAUUUCUGUAUGCUCUUUCAAAAUUCUCUACCCCAACCCCAUUUUCUUGUUUUUCCUUUGUGCUUUAGAUUUUGUUGUGCUCAGCAGCAUUUUCUGGUGAUGUAUUUUGAUUUCUGAAUCAUUCCCCUCUUAUUUUGAUAAUGAUUAAUAUUUCUUACUGAGCUAUUUUUUUGAA